This is a messenger RNA of Exaiptasia diaphana, 4199 nucleotides long. RefSeq names its product glutamate receptor 2. Gene Ontology annotation, molecular function: transmitter-gated monoatomic ion channel activity involved in regulation of postsynaptic membrane potential; glutamate-gated receptor activity. Gene Ontology annotation, biological process: synaptic transmission, glutamatergic; modulation of chemical synaptic transmission; monoatomic ion transport. Lineage: Eukaryota; Metazoa; Cnidaria; Anthozoa; Actiniaria; Aiptasiidae. The transcript has 15 exons. Gene Ontology annotation, cellular component: plasma membrane; postsynaptic membrane. The coding region runs from base 134 to 2917 and encodes 927 amino acids. The record is from RefSeq and is a predicted model, not a curated record.
UCGCUACAUGUUAAGCUUUGUGGGACUCAAUUUCAUGAAAAACUAGCCACAUUUAGGUUUAAUUCCUCAAUUUUCACCUCCUGAAAGAUUUCUCUAGUUGGUUCUCAGCGCACAAGAGUAGAAGACUGAAGUAAUGGCGUUGGGAGUGUGUUUUAUUCCAGUGGUGUGGUUUUCCAUUUUAUUGACUUGUGUUCAGUCUUCACUCAAGUCCAAAGGAGAUUGGCAGCCCAUUAUAGGUGUUCUUUACCAUCCCCACGACGAGCCUUUGUAUGAAUCGCUCAGGCAAACCAUCAAUCGUAUAAACAAACAAAAUACAUUACCUGUAGCAAGGCUAACCACGAUAAGCUUUAAGACCCACAGUGACAAGAUCCUUGGUUAUGAUGCAGCCAAGAAGCUCAAGAAAAGCACGUUUAUUUUCGACCUGUCGUUCAACAACCAGUACUCGUAUGCACUGGCAGAAUUGCUACAAACACCUAUGAUAACACUGGAAACCAUGCAUGAUAACAUAAGGAAUUACUUUAUCUUUUCUUUGCGACCAUCAGAGGAAACGGUGGCCAGAGCAACUGUAGAUCUAGUACAGUACUACAUGAAGUUCAAUGCUCAAGUCGCAAUUUUGGUGGACGCCAAGAUGUCUCACCUUGGAGCACGUAUCUUCUCUAUUGCUCGUUAUCGUAAUCGCAUUAGACCAAUCAUGAUGCCAGAAGCCAACACAAAGAAUGAAAUAGAAACACAACGAGCUUUGUCAGUUUUACUUCGAACCAACAGCAGGAAUGUUAUACUGGUAUGCAAGGCAGAAGACACUCGGCAAUUCAUUGAAAGGGCUAUGAGAAAUGGUUGCGUGUUUUCGGACUCAAAGUGGUUUGUCGUUGAUUUGGAAUUAACGGGCAAUAUCUCCGCGUUAGCUUAUCGCGGUCUGUUAGGACUUCGUCUUUACUAUAACAACCAACACAAACUCAAACGUGAUGCAGAGAAAAGUAGAAAUGGACGCGCAAAGAAGAUAUCAAUGGCGUCCUAUGCAGUACUAAACGACUCUCUGUAUGCAGUCAGUGAAGCUAUAAGACAAACAAAACAAAUCACUUUCGAUAACAGAGGGAAAGACGACUGUCCCAUCAAAGGUGCCAUGGACGAUAGAGGGCAAAGUAACUUCAUUAACAGUCUUAUGGGGGUUCGAUUUGAGGGUCUCACUGGACCAGUUGAAUUCGACCAAAAGACGCGAACUCGUAACGUUAAAAUCAUCGAUGCUGUUAACGUACAAAUCAAAGCUGGUUUUCCGCCUUCGUUCAUGUAUCCGAUUGGUUAUUGGAAGCCGAACGUUGACUCACCGAUUGGAUCUGUCGUACUGAAGACUAACGAUGCUGUGUUCUGGAAUGGUGAUUACUGGGAGGAAAUCAAGUGCAGUUUUACGUCCAAUUCUCCGUCAUUUAUGACCAAUGACUUUGUACGGCACCACAAACCUCUAAUUGUUACAUCCAUUGUGGAUUCUCCAUACAUGAUGCUGAAGAAAAACCAUUCAGGUCUCACAGGAAACGACAGAUAUGAGGGUUUUGGUGUUGACAUGAUUUCAAAGCUGGCUGAAAAACUAAAAUUUAAGUAUGAAAUCAAAAUCAGCACUGAAACUUCUUACGGCGCUCCGAUUGGUGGAGAAUGGAAGGGUUUGGUUGGAGAACUUGUAGAUCAGAAAGCUGAUAUAGCACUGGGACCUAUUACCAUCACAGCAGAGAGAGAAGAAGUUAUUGACUUUAGUAAACCUUUUCUUGAUUUCCGCAUUGCGAUGAUUCUAACCAAACCUGAAGGAGAAAACGUCAACUUGUUUGCUUUCUUGUUGCCAUUCGAGGAACAGCUCUGGUUAUGUGUAUGCGCUGUGGUUGGUACGGUGACCAUUAUAAUGUACGUUCUGGAUCGUUUUAGUCCGUAUGGAUAUAGAGCCGAGGCUAAAGAUACCGGAGAAGGAGAUGGAAAUGAGUUCAGCAUGUCAAAUAGUCUUUGGUUCGCGACAGGAUCUAUUUUACAACAAGGUGCUGAUACUACUCCUAAGGCUGGCUCAGGACGUGUCCUGGCUGCAGCGUUCUGGCUAUUUACAUUGAUAUUGAUUUCAACUUAUACAGCAAACCUGGCUGCAUAUUUUACAGCUAAAAACGCGAAAUCUACGAUUAACUCACUCGAGGAUCUGGUUAGCCAAGACAAAGUGAAAUAUGGCGUUCUUAACGGAGGAUCUUUGUACACAUUCUUUGAGAACUCAAAAGUCAGAACCUACAAAAAGAUGUUUGCCAGGAUGAAAACUUUGAAUACAUUCGUACCCAGUACAAAAGUCGGUGUGAACAUUUCCAGACAGGGUAACUUUGCUUACCUCACAGAUCAGCCAUCAUUGGAUUAUUAUAAUCAAAGAAAACCUUGUAAUACAAUGCUGGUCAAGAAUCUACUGGACGCCAAGAGUUAUGCUAUAGGCCUGCAGAGGAACUCUGAAUGGACAAACAAAAUAUCAGUCACUAUUCUUGAGUUACGUGAGGAAGGAGAGAUUGAAAAGAUACGAUUGCGAUGGUGGGACGAUCGAAGUGAAUGUCCUGCAUCUGAUGCACCAAACACUGCACCAUCACGAUUGGCUCUUCACCAUCUUGCCGGCGUGUUUAUCAUCCUUGGUGGUGGUGCAGCGAUUUCGUUAGCUUUACUUCUUGUGGAAAAUAGAUGUCGAGAUGUAUUGAGUGGCAGAAGACAAACACAGACUCCAGAAACUCCUCGGGAUGACCCUGAUGGCAGAACCCGUAACCCGCCAACAAUCACACUUAAUGGCGGGCCGACCCUCAAACCUCUAAACAACACCGAGCGAAGAUCCAGGCAGGAUAGUCCAUCCAAUAGACGAACGAGCUAUGAUGUCCGUAUCCCGGAUGUGUAUGCAGCCGCGCCCGAAAGCAACCUCUGAACGAGGAAAACUGGGGAUAACUUAGCCGUAGCUAGCCGUCAGAAUUGCUUUAUUGGUCGUGUUUCGACUUGACCCUACAUGGGAUUCAUGGAUCGAUUAUCGAUUGGCCGAUUGCCUGUCGAUUAGCUGUACAUACAGGUUUUCAAACAUGACUUUCAGUUCGUUUAGCUGUCGGUAUUGCUGCAAUUUUUGUAUGAUUUAUCGAUUCAUGAUUGCCUGAGUCCACUAUGUUGAUCCGUGGACGAAACGUUUUGAUAAACCGAUUAAUUACCAAUCGAAUGAAAGUUAUGGCUGCUGUGUCUGCUGUCGCUUGACAUUUGACGAGUGACUAUCAAUUGGAGGUCAACCAAAAGUUAGUUGAAUAACUUGAAUAUAGACGGCCUCUUUGUGAAUAUUAGUUGUGCUUUUAAAUGAAAAUAAUCCUUAUGUUGCAUGCAUCAAAUAAUCAAUAAAAUAUUUAAAUAAAUACAACAAUAUUAAACAAUAAAACAAUAAAAAUGCAUAGUGUCCACUUUGGCAUAGAAAGCAUUGCAAUCAGGCAAGAGUAAUAAAUGAAGACAUGAAAUAAGUGAAGAGGGAACUCAAAUGAACAUAAAUGAAGAGGGAACUCAACUGAUUAAUCGAACCCCCCUCCCCUCCCCCCCUCCAAAAAAAAUUACUCCUGCUUGAUAUAUCAUGAGAUGCCGUAUAAAAAGCCAUAAGCGCGCUUGAAUAUAACAAAAAUAACUAUCAUAAAUAACUAUCAUAAAGUCUGAUGAGGUGAACAUCAAUGAAUCUAAACGUGAAGCAUUGUCCACAUCGAUCGUGUAGGCAAUCGCUAAAAAGUCUCAAAGUAUUUGUUAAUAUAUUUUAUAAGUGUAAGUCCAAAACAAAUAAAUUAUCUGGCGUAAUAACUAUACUCAAUGGAGAAAAAGCAACAGCAAGCUAAGCAAGAAAACGCAUAAACGUAGAAACGCUUCUUGUGAAACUGCGAAACACUGAGACAUCAUGGAUGAUUUCUAAAAUGUCAAUUAAUUGUCAAAUCUCAUCCACAAGGACAAUAAUCAUCGGUGUUUGGCAAUUCUUAUUUGCCACACACAACCAAUAGGUUGGUUUUCCAGCAAAUAGAGCAGUUGUCACAUAGAACUUGGGAGAUUUAACCGCUGUGAUACUGUGUAUAAGGUGCGCACACCCUUAAUUUAGACCAACGUAAUUUUUUUUAUCUCAUCGUACUGUAAACAAAUCUAUGUAGAUGCUGCAUGUAAGUUCUUUAAAGAUCAAUAAAAAAUGGUUGCGAUGGUAC